Molecule: messenger RNA, 1226 nt
Organism: Ipomoea nil (Japanese morning glory)
Lineage: Eukaryota; Viridiplantae; Streptophyta; Magnoliopsida; Solanales; Convolvulaceae
Product: pectinesterase 1-like
Exons: 4
Coding region: 30-1181 (383 amino acids)
Biological process (GO): cell wall modification
Molecular function (GO): pectinesterase activity
Source: RefSeq, a predicted model, not a curated record
ACUUGUGAACAUUAUAUUGCAUCGUUCGCAUGGCGAGAAACACAGUAGUAAUAAAUGUUGUUGUUAGUGUUAUUGUCUGUGUAGUUGUAGUGUUUUGUCCGGGCAGUGUUACCUCAGACGACACGGUUCCUAUUCCUCAACAAAAGUCUGCGGUAGAGGGUUGGUUCAAAGCCAACGUUCAACCCCUUCCAGGCAGAAAGGGUUUGGACCCUGCCCUCACAACGGCGGAGGCCGCCCCAGUGCACAUUGGGGUCGGAAAAGGAGGCAAAUUCAAAACCAUUCAAGAAGCCGUCAACUCCAUUCCUGCUAAAAACACAAAGCGUUAUAUCAUUAACAUAGCAGGUGGGAUUUAUAAGGAGAGAGUGAAGAUCGACUACGGUAACCAUUUCAUCACCUUAUAUGGUGAUCCUAAGGAUAGGCCAACUAUAGAUGCUGCUGCUACGGCUGCUCAAGUUGGUACCGUAAACAGUGCCACUUUGCAUGUUUUGUCGGAUUACUUUAUGGCCGUUAAUAUUAACGUUAAGAACUCAGCUCCCAGGCCUAGUGGUAAACUGCUUGAGCAAGCUGUGGCUCUGACCAUAGCCGGUGACAAGGCUGCGUUCUACAACUGUAAAUUUUAUGGAUUCCAAGACACCCUUUGUGAUAAUAGGAACAAACAUUUCUAUAAGGAUUGUUACAUUGAAGGCACGGUAGAUUUCUUCUUUGGCAGUGCCAAGAGUAUCAUUUUGAACACAGAACUGCAUGUUAUCCCAGGCGGGACGAUGGCGUAUGUUACGGCACACGGUCGGAAAAGUGCAAAAGAAGACUCAGGAUACUCUUUCGUACAAUGCCGAGUUACCGGGGAUGCCAAAUCUAGGAUUGCAGUACUAGGAAGAGCAUGGUAUCCUUUUGCUAAGGUCGUAUUUAUCUAUUCUGAUAUUUGUGGUGCCAUUAAACCGGAGGGAUGGUUUGGGGUGCACAACAGUCUUACCGAUGGAGAGUCGACAUACUUUGGAGAGUAUAAGAAUACAGGGGCAGGAUCUGACAUGGCUAAACGUCCCAAGUUCGUUAAGAAGCUGACAGAUGCAGAAGCGAAGCCAUUCAUCACCCUGGCUUUCAUAGAGGCUUCCAAGUGGUUGCUUCCCCCAAUCACCAAAGCUGUUCAAGCCAAUUCAACCAAAUUCAGAUCAAGGUUAAAUUAAAAGAAAACAACCUGCGAACUCAAGCCUAGCAUAUAUACUUUACGA